This is a messenger RNA of Cygnus olor (mute swan), 2949 nucleotides long. RefSeq names its product phosphoglycolate phosphatase (gene PGP). Gene Ontology annotation, molecular function: sn-glycerol 3-phosphatase activity. The transcript is spliced from 2 exons. The coding region runs from base 1 to 969 and encodes 322 amino acids. The record is from RefSeq and is a predicted model, not a curated record. NCBI's taxonomy places the organism in Eukaryota, Metazoa, Chordata, Aves, Anseriformes, Anatidae. Gene Ontology annotation, cellular component: cytoplasm.
AUGGCGGCGGAGGCGGCGGAGGCGGCGGGGCCGGGCGGGCGGCGGCGGCGGCGGUGCCGGCGGCUGGAGGGCGAGGCGGCCCGCGCCGUGCUGGGGGCGGCGGACACGCUGCUCUUCGACUGCGACGGCGUGCUGUGGCGCGGCGAGGCGGCGCUGGGCGGCGCGGCGGCGGCGCUGGGCCGGCUGGCGGCGGCGGGCAAGCGGCUGUGCUACGUGACCAACAACAGCAGCCGCACGCGGCAGGCCUACGGCGAGAAGCUGCGGCGCCUCGGCUUCCCCCCCGCCGCCCCCCGGCACGUCUUCGGCUCGGCCUACUGCGCCGCCCGCUUCCUCCGCCAGGCCCUGCCGCCCGGCGCCGCCGCCUACGUGCUGGGCGGCCCCGCGCUGGCGGCCGAGCUGCGGGAGGCCGGGGUGCCGCACCUCCAGCCCGGCCCCGCCGCCCUGCCCGGCCCCGCGCCCGCCGACUGGGCCCGGGCGCCGCUGGACCCCGCGGUGCGCGCCGUGCUGGUGGGCUUCGACGAGCACUUCAGCUACGCCAAGCUGUGCCAGGCGCUGCGCUACCUGCUGCGCGGCCCCGACUGCCUGCUCGUCGCCACCAACCGCGACCACCGCCUGCCGCUCGAGGGCGGCGCCGCCAUCCCCGGGACCGGCUGCCUGGUGAAGGCGGUGGAGACGGCGGCGGAGCGCGAGGCGUUCAUCGUGGGGAAGCCCAACCGCUACAUGUUCGACUGCGUGGCCAGCGAGUUCGACAUCGACCCCGCGCGCACCAUCAUGGUGGGAGACCGGCUGGACACGGACAUCCUGAUGGGCAACACCUGCGGCCUCACCACCCUGCUCACCCUCACCGGGGUCACCACGCUGGAGGAGGUGAAAGGCCACGAGGAGAGCGACUGCCCCGCCAGGCAGAGCCUGGUCCCCGAUUACUAUGUCGAUAGCAUAGCUGACCUUCUCCCUGCUCUGGAGGAUUAAUAUAGCAGAACGCCGCUGUGGAAGCGGCUCCCGAGGGGGGCCCCAGUUAGUCACCUUGUGGCAGUAAUGUACUCACUAUGAUACCACCUGAAGCUAGCGAUCCUUAGCCUUUUAACCUUUCUGUCCUCUCGAUAUGAUUUUGUUUACAUCUCAGUCUUUUAAAAUGCACUUUGAAACUAAGAGGGCAUUACGGCGUCACACGAGUCUUGCGGGUUUGGGGCUUUGUUAAUGAUAAGUAACGCGUAUAUCCAGACGUUUGUGAUGCUCCGAGUCGUGUUGUCCUCUAGGCUGAGUUGAGAAAAGUAGAGCCAACUGACGUGAGGAAGAGAACCCGGCAAUCUGCAGCGUGUCCUCUCCUGGACAGACUGCGGCUCAGUCUGGUUUAUUCAGGGAAAUGACUUUUGGAGCGUGUAGUAACUUAGCAGCUGUGUUUGGAAACGAUUGCAGGGGCUGACGGAAUUAGUAUUUGGCCUUCGAUUGACUUUUUCGGAUGGGGUCAUGUUCGGCAGCACAGCCCACUGUAAGCGUGACUUCAGGUCGGAGGAGCUGUAACCAGUCUCCUUCGUGUGACCGUUACAAAUUGCACUUGUGAUGCAGAUUGGGGUGAUUCCGCACGCAAAAUACAAACGGUGUCUUCUGUAUACUGUAUUUGUCCCGGUGUUGGGUGUGUGUGUAAGGUACGUGUAUGUACAAGAGCUACCCCGAUCCUAACUAUAUAUCAGAAUAUAUUUAAAGUAUAAAUUUAAGUAUAGUAUAUGAUAAUAUAUCUUCUUUCCCAGAAGGGGAAGAUAAGAGGAAUGUACUUCACCGAUCACAGUAGUUUGAAUUCUCGUAAGCUUUUGCGUUUGGUGAUGCAGAAAGUUUGUAGCCACAUAGGACUGUCCCUCACUACUGCUGCUCCCCAGAAGUAACCGGAUGGGUUAGACACCACGUUGGUUCCUGUACUUCCCUGCUGCCUCAGCAUCGAAAUAGCGCCUGCCUUGGCUUUAGCUGUAGGGUGUGAGUUCAGACUCAGUCUGUAGAGGAUGGAUGUAGUACCCGCGUUACAACUCUCUACCAAAAUAAACCUGAAAGAGUACUGGCUAUGUACGACAAUAGCAGGUGCUUCCUUUAAACAUCUGAUCUUGAGAUCUUCCUUGUGUGUCUGGCCUGGCACCAGUUGCUUGUCUGAAGAAGAGUGCUUGCUUGCUCAGGUGAUGAUUUUAGUUAGAUCUCUAGGUACGUUUUAGGUGAUGCGCAGCUCAGGCUACGGGAUAGAUUUUUAUGCGGGCUGAAUCAAAGGCCACAGUUCAAAGCUUUUGUAUUACAGAAUUAAGAAAAAUAUAUAUGCAAAUAACAUUUUUUUUCCUAUAGAUUCAACUAUUGGUAGUUACAUUUAAAUGCUGCCCUUCCUUCAUCUGCCAUUGUUCAGUUGAGUAGCUCUAGCUCUAGCGAUACCAUUUCCUUCCCCUCGGACACUAGAGAUGCGUGGACUUACCGCCGCGUUUGUACAGCGAUAACCGUGGUUCGUUGUCUCUGUGUUACCACAGUAUUAGCUGGAUCUUGUAAAAGAAUUCUUUCGUAACUCGGGGUUGUGUAAGGAAGCAAGAAUAAUCUCUUCCCUGUUCUCGUCUCCAGCUAGAAGGCUUAUGAAAGUCACAAAAGACCUCUCACUUUAGCUGGGUAACAUGGAAAUGAACUUUAUGGGUUUACUGCAGGUAGGGUCUGACUCAACGGUGUGUUCUUUAAUCCACUUCCUGCCUCUGGUGCUUUUAAUUUCGGAAUUUGUCAGGUACACUAGUCCAUGCCAGGUGGGGCGUUCAGCCUCCUACCGCAGCACGCUGUCCCCGUUGAGGACUGUUUGCUGUACAAGGCAACCGUUACCUCGAUUCACGUGUGCUGAAAUGUAUUGGUGAAAGUGUCAAUCGUGCUGCACAACUGUGUCAACUUCCCAACGGUUUUGAACCCACUACUUGAAUUCACAUUAAACUUGCAAACCUG